AUGUUCACUCAUAUAAUAUAUAACGCAUUUUGUCGGUCUUUACGUUACGUGUGUACAUACUGGAUUUUCUACACGUUUUUUACAUGUUCCGUGCCGAAUUUUUUGACGCUUGUCCGCUUUUUUGACGCUUGUCCUGACGCUUGUCCGCUUUUUUUGACGCUUGUCCCGACGCUUGUCCGCUUUUUCCGACGCUUUUCCGACGCUUGUCCGCUUUUUCCGACGCUUGUCCACAUCUUUGACGCUUGUCUCGACUUUUUCCAAACGACCGUUAGGAAAAAGACAACGAAACCCAAGAAGUUGAAGUUGAAUGAUAAGGAAUGGGGUGUAUUCUUUGCCAGGCAUGAGCGGACCUACAUCCCAGUGACAAAACAGAUGAGACAGAAGGAGCCCCGGCUUAUCUACAUGUAUUGGGUGGACCACUUUGGAGAAGAAAAUCCCAUCAAGGUAUAUGAACCUGGCAAAACAUAUCUGGAAAGAAAGAAGAGACUUGAAGCCAAACACGACAAACGAAAGAAGAAUCUUCAUGAACGAAUGACAACUGCGGAGAUCAAUGCAGGAGAACAAUCAACCCUGACCGACUGUUUCUUUCUACCAAAGAAAAAGAAGAGAACAUAG
Cylindrotheca closterium is the source of this 615-nucleotide messenger RNA. The record is from the annotation of a GenBank genome assembly. NCBI's taxonomy places the organism in Eukaryota, Bacillariophyta, Bacillariophyceae, Bacillariales, Bacillariaceae.